Molecule: messenger RNA, 2081 nt
Organism: Cladocopium goreaui
Lineage: Eukaryota; Dinophyceae; Suessiales; Symbiodiniaceae
Source: the annotation of a GenBank genome assembly
UUAUGUCAUAACAGCCUCUACCGACUGUCAGUGUAACCACACACUGCAGCCAGUGACGCAGCUUUUGACAUCCGUUCGAUCAUUUUUCACAACAUGUUGGCCCCGGCGCCACAAAAGUUCUGGAAGGUCGAAACUCCACACUGCCGUCAGAGACCAGGAUCCCAGGCAUCGCCAUCAACGUCCCGGGUAUCUCGGGUAUCUCGGGUCUCUUGGUUUUGUGCUCUGAGUCUUUGUGCCCGUUGUGCCUUUCGGAAACGUGACAAGUCUGAGAAGUCUUCGACCCGUGUUCGCUCGAAUUCGAUUAAUUCGACGAUGUCCAUUUUGAACGAAGCGUGGCAACUCGGUGGUUGGAAGCUCCGUGGACGAGUUGUGUUGGCACCCAUGGAACAAGUCACAGACUGUGCUUUUCGGCGCUUGUGCUUCGAGUUGGGCGCCAGUUUCACUUGGACUGAGAUGGUGAGAGCUGCAUCGCUUCUGAAACGUAACAACUCCACCACGAGUCGCAUUGACACAUUAGAUCCUUCCACACCCACAGCUGUGCAACUCAUGGUCAGCAGUCCUUCUGAAUUGAGAAGGGCUUUACAACUUCUGGAAGAACGUGCUCAAAGCGAUAAACUUUUUUGGGCUCGCGGAAUCCAUGGUAUUGACCUCAACUUUGGAUGUCCAUCACCUCACAUCAUCAAUGAUGGUCUAGGUCCAGCUAUGUUAAGUCGACCUCAGGUCCUUCGACAACUCUUUGACACCUUGGCAGACUGGCGGGCCAAACAAAAAGUGUUGCCAAUAGGUGCAAUCGGAGCCAAGAUGCGCUUGGGCCUCAAUGAAGAUGAAGAAGAGCGAGAAGUCUAUCUUCGAGCAAUUCAAAGCGCCAAAGGUCGACUGGAUUAUGUUUGUUUACAUCCACGUCAUGCAAGAGAUGAAUCUAAGAUUCCAGCAAGGUGGGAGCACAUUCGAAAAGCGAAAGAAGUCGCAGGGCAUCGUUUAGCGAUCAUUGGCAAUGGCGAUGUGUUCAGCCGCAGAGAUGCUGCCCGCAUGAUACGUGAGACUGGCUGUGAUGCAGUGAUGGUUGCACGAGGUGCCACGAAGACCGUGGGAGCCAUUUUUGAUCCAUCCUGGGAUGACACAGAUCUGACAGUUCAACGAGCUGAGGAGAUUGAAGGACGUCUCAAUGACUUGUCCGAGAAAUUUGGUGUGAGGCCUAAGAUUGCCGACUAUCACAAAGAAUCCUUCCGCCGUGUGCGGGCUCGAGGCUCUCGUCAGGCCGUACGAUUGCUGUGGGAAGAGAUGAAUUGGUUUUUGAUCAGAGAGCAUCGGACAUUAGAAAAGGACUUCGACAAGCCUUUGACGGAUCAGGAAAGAUCUGAAUGCAUCAUGAGAUUUUUCGAUGAAAAAGUCUGCAUCCAACUUUGCAGUUUGUCUCCAGAGAUGGAACACGAGUAUCGAGGGCAUCAAGGAGUCCAAGAGAUCCUUCCGUUUUUGGCACAGCUGGCACAAGGUAAACAAGAUGUGCAUAUGCCAUGCGAAGAGGCUGAGGCAAAUCCUAUGCAGCUGGUUGUAGGUCUUGCCAAUGGCUGCAAUGUCAUGAUUCUGUGCACGGAACGGAAUCAGAUUCGACGUCUGAAUAUUUGGUGUUCGUCGUGUCCCUUUCCACUUCAAGUUCCCACUGGUGAGAUUCUCCAAUCCAUGGAGCUUGCAGCUGGCUAGAAAUUACCAACAGCUUCUCUCACUGCUCCUGUUUUCACGACACGCUGGUCGGUGAUUUUCAAGGAUGACUUGAAAAUGCUUGCCACAUGCAUGGCCGCGCAACUUGAAGAGAGACCUGCGAAUUUUGUGGCUACGCUGAUCCUCAUCGAGAUGAAUCUUCCAUCAAAGCCAGACCCAAGAUGGAUCGUGUCACUGAGAUCUCUUGUGAAUUCCACUUUAAUUUUGUUGCAAUGGAGCGGUCACCAUUUCCAGAUGGUUUGACAGCAAAGUUUAGAUCCGGUUUGAAUGGAUGGCUACACAUUUGCCUUUGUUUCUUGCCGAGACAGAUUGGUUCUGGACAUUGGGGCAAUCGUUCCUCAAAGGUGUCCUGUGGCCGAAAA